Molecule: messenger RNA, 3001 nt
Organism: Arachis stenosperma
Lineage: Eukaryota; Viridiplantae; Streptophyta; Magnoliopsida; Fabales; Fabaceae
Product: dual specificity protein phosphatase PHS1-like
Exons: 11
Coding region: 1-2817 (938 amino acids)
Biological process (GO): protein dephosphorylation; response to abscisic acid; cortical microtubule organization
Molecular function (GO): protein tyrosine/serine/threonine phosphatase activity
Source: RefSeq, a predicted model, not a curated record
AUGGGAAAAGAGCAAAAGCAGGAGAAUGCAAUCAUCACCACCAUACCUCCACAACCCCAGGACAAAGGCCAAGAGAACCAAUCGGAACCCCAAAACGACGAUUCCGAGCCUGAAAUUGAGGUCCCAUUGCCUCUCACCGAUACUUCCCGGGUUUUGUAUAUGUUGGGAGAUUUCACCGCAGGGCCUGCGUUUAGGUUCACGCAAUGGCUCCAAUUGGUUCGUAAACGCACUGCCAAUUCCAAUUCCAAUUCCUCUGGAUUCCCCCACCGUCGCUGCCGUUCUGCCACCACCAUGCCUUCUACUCCGACCAUUGGCGAAUCAAUUCAGGGUGCAAAAUGUGAUACAGCCCCUGAGCAAACAGAAACUAGUUUGUGGGAUAGGCUUGGGAAAGCUUCCAUGUUGGACAUUGAAUCGAGUUCAUUUUCUUGGGAUAAGCUCAUUUCGCUUCACCACAUUGAACACAGCAGUAGCAAUGAACUUAUUGAGGAUGAAAUGAACAAAGCUCUUGAGGUAACUGUAAAUUCUGGAGGGGUUGUCUUCUUUGCCUUUUUCAACUGCGCUGGGAAUGAUGAUGCUGUUUCAAAAGAAGCAGCAGCUGUUAUAAAGAUAUCAUCAUCAAGAAUGGCAACACAGUCUGAACGCCUUGGCUAUGAAUUUGCCAGGUGUUUGGGAGUCCAAACGCCACAGGCUAGAGUCAUUCACAAUACCAGUUCAGAAUGGCACCAAAUAAAAGAAGCUGCAGAAAAGGCUAAAGAAGCAUCAUCUGAUGAGGGUGAUGAAAUUGGGGAAGUGACCUGUUUUGAACUUUUGGAAGCUCUUGAGCUUAGCAGAUGUCUCUUUUUUAUGAGUUAUGUACAUGGAUCACCUUUGCUUGAGAACUCUAGUGCAUUUGAGUCCGAAGAAUUUGCAGAAAGUACAUCAGCAGCUCUUGGCAGGGUGCUGAUGUUGGACCUAGUCAUCAGAAAUGAAGAUAGGCUCCCUUGUCGUGAACUUAGGUGGCGUGGGAAUUCUGCAAAUUUGUUGUUGGCUGAAAAGAAGAUCUCUACAAAUACAGAUGCAAUAGAAGCAGCCUUUGAUUCUGCAAUAAAUCGAUAUAGACCAAAAGCGAUUAGGGCUCUUCAAAAAGAAAGAAGGUCAACUUCAGUUGACAGCAGACUCAUUUCUCAUAAGCCUGACUUGAUAUCACAAGCUUCUGAUCUGUCUGAUAUUUUAGAGUCUCCGAGAUCCGUUGACAUGAGCCUGGAGAGGCAAAAGGAAUCUCCCGAUUUUAACAUUGUAGCCAUUGAUUCAGGCGUUCCUCGCCGGCCCCCUGCUGGAAAACGUGCAAAUGACCAGGUUAAUUAUCCUAAGUUGGUUGAGUUGUUAUUGCAUAGUUCUGAGUUUGCCUCAAACCUUUUAUAUGAUAUAACUGGAGGGAAAUUAGGAUGUCCUCCACCAGAAGACAUGGAUACACUUGAUACACAUGAUACACAUGCAAGUGACAUGACACCAGUAGUUCAUGCAUUUCGUACCGGAUUUCGGUCUUCUCUUAGAGAUUUGCAGGGUUUCCAUAUAUUCCUACUAACACUUCACCAAAGACUAGAUAUCUUGUUUCGAUCAUUUAUGAACAUUAUAAGCAAAAUAUCUUUGGGGGAAGGUGACAAAGAGGAUUCAGUGGUACCUGAGUCACCUUCAGUGGCUACUGGUAGUAAUUGUUACUCUCCAACCAGUAGGGAGAGGUUUUCUAAUGAUAACCAUCAAGAUUUUACUGAUUCAGAAUCUCAGAGAUAUGCUUCAAGGGCAUCAUCUUGGGGAAAUAGAGAUAGUUGUGACUCUGCUUCAACAUCAAAAGAAAAUCGGUAUGGAAAGUUCUAUAGAGGAAAUGGGGAGCCACUUCGCAGUCUCCGCUUAACAACUAAGAUUCGUGACUUUCACAAAUUUGCAAAGGUCGAUGCUGAAUCUAAUAAAGAAUUGGAGCAGUGGAAUGAAAUGCUUAAAAGUGAUGCUAUCAAACUAUGCCAGGAAAACAACUUCUAUACAGGAUUUUUUGAGGGUAGUGAUAAUAACAUCAUUGUUGAUGCAUAUGAACUUAAGGUCAGACUUGAGCAUAUUCUUGAAAGAAUUGCAUUGAUAUCUGACGCUGCAAGUACAGAGAAACCAUCUGCCGUUACAAGCACUGUGUUCAUUGGUGGAGCACUAGCUGCAAGAUCUGUUUAUACAUUGCAAUACUUGGGAAUCACACAUAUUAUAUGCUUGUGUACCAAUGAAAUUGGACAAUCAGAUACUCAGUUUCCUGAUCUAUUUGAGUACAAGAAUUUCUCUGUGUAUGACAAUGAAGAUUGUAACAUCAGCAGCAUAUUUGAAGAAUCAUGUGAUUUUAUAGAUCAUGUUGAACAAAAUGGUCAGAAAGUUUUAGUUCAUUGCUUUGAAGGGAAAAGCAGAAGUGUGACAGUGGUCCUUGCUUACUUAAUGCUCAGGAAGAACUUAACUUUAUUAGAAGCAUGGAAUGCUCUGAAACGAGUUCAUCGCCGGGCACAACCUAAUGAUGGUUUCGCAAAGAUCUUACUGAAAUUAGAUCAGAAACUGCACGGGAAGGUGUCAAUGGAGUGGCAGCAGCGGAAACCGAGCAUGAAAGUUUGCCCCAUAUGUGGGAAGAAUGCAGGACUAAGCAGUGGCUCACUGAAACUGCAUCUGCAGAAAGCCCAUAAGAAGCUAUCAUCUGGGAGUGUAGAUAGUGCCAUGUCAAUGGAGAUCCAAAAGGCAUUGACAGCUUUGAAGAUUAGCCGUGGCGGAAGUGUCAGCCCGACACAAAGGUCCUCUCAUUCAACAGAUGAGUGAAUACAAGAUACUGUAAAUCCAACUUACUUUACUCUAGCAACAGAUAGUAAGUAUAGGAACUAAUGAGGGUAAAUAUUUUACUUGAGCAGCUACGCCUGAAGUAUAGUUUUUCUUCUGUCCAUUUCUUCUAGCUUCUCUCCUGUAAAACCUAAAGGGUUAAAGGUUGCAACAUGUGGGGGUUAUU